This is a messenger RNA of Diaporthe citri, 1368 nucleotides long. RefSeq lists its product as uncharacterized. The record is from RefSeq and is a predicted model, not a curated record. The transcript is spliced from 2 exons. Gene Ontology annotation, cellular component: lipid droplet. Gene Ontology annotation, molecular function: intramolecular transferase activity. NCBI's taxonomy places the organism in Eukaryota, Fungi, Ascomycota, Sordariomycetes, Diaporthales, Diaporthaceae. Gene Ontology annotation, biological process: triterpenoid biosynthetic process. Bases 1 to 1368 code for a protein of 455 amino acids.
AUGGGCGUCAUUGAUUGGAAUGAGAUGGCCCAGGUGCCCCCAGAGCUGAUACUGCUCCCCGCCUCUGCACCAAUUAGCAUCUAUGCUUUCAGUUACUGGUCCCGCGCCACAGCCGUUCCUAUCAUGAUUCUAAGACAUCACCGGCCCAUAUACCGCAUUGUGGCCGAGGACUUUCUCGACGAACUCUACGUCGACCCUAGCGACAAGCACCUGCACUUUACACCUCCCUUGAGCGCUCUGUGGCGGGACGGCGAAAGAGGAAGAUUCUGCGGCAGCCUCGCUGAUAAGGCAUUGGGGAUCCUAGAGCCAGUGAUAAGACGAGUGCCUGUGGCGAGGCCAUACGCGCUUUCCUGCUGCGUGCGGUAUAUUCUAGACCACUUGGACGCAGGCGGCUACGGCGCUUUCUGGAACUCCAACUUCGCCGCCGUCAUGGCUCUCCGCGCCGAAGGGUUCUCGACAGAGCACCCAGCUAUUCAGCAUCUUCCGACGGCAGUUGAGACAUGCCUGUGGGAAGAUAAUUAUGGGACAAGGAUGCAAGUCACCAUUGGUCCUGUCUGGGACACGGCCCUCAUGGCCAUGGGCUUGCUCGAGACAGGCCGCGCAGAUAGCAGGAUGGACUUGACGGUACGAUGGUUCAAGUCGUGCCAGAUGUUGGAGACACAGGGCGACUACCGCGUCCGCAACCACAAGCUUUUACCGGGAGGAUGGCCAUUUCAAUAUUGCAACAGCCACUAUCCAGACACCGAUGACACACACUUGUGGCGCUUCUCACUAUCAUCAUGCACAAUCCAUCAGACAUUUUUUUCGCAAUCCUGCACUCGCGCCAUUGACUGGUUGCUCGGCAUGCAAUGCUACGACGGCAGCUGGGCCUGUUUCGACUUGGACAACGACCACCGAUAUCUCAAUCUGUUUCCAUUCGGCCAGGGUAAUCAAUUUUAUGACUCCAGCGUACACGAUAUCACAGGUCGUAUUUUGGAGUGCUUGGGUAUGGUUCUGUCUAUCCUGUCCUCCCCGGCCAAAAAGAGCAGCUCUCCACUCCCAGAUCCAUUUGUCUGCCAACGUAUCCAACAAGCAUGCUGCAGAAGCAUUCUGUUCCUGGAAUCGGCACAGGAGCCAGUGGCGGGCAUAUGGGGCAGCCGGUGGCACAUCAACUAUCUGAACGGGACGAGCAGUGUGCUGUGCGGCUUGAUGAGUGUCAAAAGCAUCUUCGAGGACGACAAAGAGAUCAAGGAGGUGAUAUAUGGGAUGAUCGCACGUCCGCUAUCGUGGCUCAAGUCAACACAACACGCAGACGGUGCGUGGGGCGAGGACGCCGCCUCGUAUAGCGAUGCACAAAAGGCCGGACGCGGCGUGAGCACGCCCACGUAG